Aspergillus versicolor CBS 583.65 is the source of this 2423-nucleotide messenger RNA. Its product is annotated as F-box protein. The record is from RefSeq and is a predicted model, not a curated record. Gene Ontology annotation, molecular function: protein binding. NCBI's taxonomy places the organism in Eukaryota, Fungi, Ascomycota, Eurotiomycetes, Eurotiales, Aspergillaceae. The transcript has 6 exons. The coding region runs from base 1 to 2046 and encodes 681 amino acids.
AUGACACCUCCUGAUAAUACAUGCUACUGUGCACUGUGCUCUGUGCCUCUGCGCCAGCACGACGUCCUGGUUAGCUCCGGACGGCCCAGGGACCUGGCACGACGACGGAAACUAGUGGACAAAGAGCGCGAAGAACGACUGCACUCGACAAGCUUGUCCGAUAAAAUGUGGCAGUAUAUUCCUGGAAUUAGGGGAUAUGACCCUGGGCUUUUGGAAGAGGGCUGGGCGUGGCUGGAAGACUUCGUCUGCCUGGGAUGUAACGACAGCCUCCCAGGGCCUCAGAGGUGCCCAAGGGACUUUGAAUCGAGAUUUUCAUUUAACUGGCUGGAAAUAGAGCCUUUUUCAGUGUGUUGUUUAAAGAUUUUGACCAAAGUCAUCGCUCAUAGAGUGGGAAAUACUCAGCCCAUCGACAAGGAUGUCCUCUAUCAUAUUUUCUCCGAGCUCGCCUACAAAAACUACUUGCGCAUUGACUAUGGGUAUAUGAUGCCCCCGCAGAGACAGUGGAUGUGCACUGGAGGGACCGAAUACCUGGUAGCCCAGCCACUUCGUCGUUUCCGGUUGCGCCAGCAUCUGCCACGCCAAUAUUUGCUUCUGCGAGACAGGACCAAGUCUCGAAAGUUCCAGUGGUGGAACCGAAGGGACGUAUUCUCUAGGCUGCCUUACGAUGUCCUUGACCGGAUCUUGCUAUAUCUUCCGGGUGGCUCAAUAUUCGCCCUCCUCCAUGUCUCGAGCUCCUUCAAUACUGCGACGAGGCACAAUUCUUUCUGGAAGAAACUAAUCCUUCGAAACAUGCCUUGGUUCUGGGAACUAGAGCAUCAGUCCUUGUCUUCAAGACCGGGCAGAUCGGACAUUGACUUCAAGCGCCUUUACCUCUGGCUAGACCGAGAAUUGUCGGUGCCGUAUGGCCUGCGAGGCGCGCUGAGAUGUCUUGCCAACCGAAUGCGCAUAUGGGAUACGUGCGACCAGAUUUGCGACUACUAUCUUAAAUUUGCCAGCCCAGACGUACCUGUAUGUGCCACCGACAAGCAGGCAGAUGCUAUCAGGCAACAUAGCAAAGCAUCGCACGUAUCACUUGUUCUGUAUCCAUCUCCUUCAGACGACAAUGUGGAGUCCGCCCAGUGGAUUCGUUGCUGGGAUGAAAUAGAUCAGCUGCCCUCUUUGUGUGAGAUGUUCUUCACGAAGCGCCCUGGCAGGUGUCUUGCUGGACUUAGCAUCACGUUUAAAGGAGAAAGACGAAUCUUUGGAUGCGUGGAUUCCGCCCUACACGACUGUGAGCUGUUUCAAAUUAGCCGCGGGGAUUGGAUCAUUGGAUUUGUGGCAUAUAUGCAAGAAUUCAAAAUUACGGACGAACAGCCACAUACAUGCAUCACAGAGCUUAGAGUAUGCCUCAGGUCAGGGCUUGAGUACGGUGGAAAGCAAACCAAGGUCCUACAGAGACCGUUCCUGGUUUCUGAAGGCCAUGAAUUAGUUGGCCUUGUUGGUCAGACCAAGGGUGGCGUUAUUGCACGAUUCGGCAUUCUCGAGUGUCAACGUCCAAUUAAACAAAGGAAAAAGUUUCAGGGCUACCCUCCAAGUCAUCUUCUCUGGUUUGCGUACGAGACCAGCCCUAUUCGCGGCCCCCAAAGACCGUAUAAAGGCCAUCGGGCGUCUUACUGGCUUCGUCCUUCUAUUCGCGUGCUGCCUCUUCCGUAUACCCAAGCCGACGGUCCCGAACAAAUCCACAGAGAUCUGAUCCCGUUAAAAACGCUCAUCCUCAAGGGGAGGGAAAAGUCGCAAGUAUUGGGGUGUAUAAGCGCAAAAAUAGCCCCUUCAGGCAAUAUAACCGGCUUUGGAGUCCGUUUUGUUGACCGUAACGGCCCGGCAGGAGUAGCUAAAUACCGCACGCGCCUUGAUCCUGGGUAUCAGAACUUCGAGAUUAAUGUCGCUGCAGGGGAGCAUAUCACUGAAGUACACAUCUCCAGACAAAUCUGCGCAGAGAGGUCUGUUUUGGAAAGGGACACGGCCAGGAAUGGACAGUUCAGUGUGCCCCGAAAGGCGAGGUUAUAGUGGGACUGGCAGUGGCUUUUGGAUCACGGAACUGGGAUGAAGCCCAACAAGUAUAUGUGAGUCACCUGCUUUGAUACUGUUUUAUUGAUGUGUCUAACUGCAUCAGAAUGGCGGCAACCUAACCAUGGUAACAGCCCUAACUGUGCAGGCUAAAAACUGGGAUCGCGUUGUCAACAGGGCAUAUUGAUGCUUUGAUAGUUUAACUAGGUAGAUAGACAAUCACAGCUUAAGACCAGCAACAUUGCCCUCCACCCCAUUCUUAUACCUCUCCUCGGCAGUCUUCCAGUUAAUCACCUUCCAAAUCCCCUCCACAUAGCCAGCCUUGUUAUUCAAGUACUGCAAGUAAUAAGCAUGCUCCCACAUAUCAACCCCAAACA